Messenger RNA from Talaromyces atroroseus, 2958 nucleotides. RefSeq lists its product as hypothetical. Gene Ontology annotation, cellular component: Golgi apparatus; cytoplasm; plasma membrane. The coding region runs from base 1 to 2958 and encodes 985 amino acids. NCBI's taxonomy places the organism in Eukaryota, Fungi, Ascomycota, Eurotiomycetes, Eurotiales, Trichocomaceae. Gene Ontology annotation, biological process: phosphate ion transport; cellular response to phosphate starvation. The transcript has 7 exons. Gene Ontology annotation, molecular function: inositol hexakisphosphate binding. The record is from RefSeq and is a predicted model, not a curated record.
AUGAAGUUCGCGAAAGAGCUCAACGAUGAACUGGUUCCCGAAUGGCGCGCCAAAUAUAUGAAUUAUAAGCUCGGGAAGAAGAAAAUCAAAGCCAUCCAAAAAGCACUUCAGAAAGCAAAUCGGACGCCAAUCCGCCGCCAGGAAACCUUUCAGUAUACCCCUUCUCAGCAGCUACCUCCCAAUACAUCAACAUCCGCUGCACAGUUGCCCUUGGAUUACAAUGGAUCGCCUUCACGUAAAGAUGCCGUCCGUGUUUCCGAGCAGCGCCCGCUCAGGACCCCCGGGUCACGCUUUUCAAAUACGGUAGGAAGCUACGGUAGCAUAACCACUGAGCCUGGUCACAAGGAUUCCACGCAUUUGCCAAAUCUUGAGCUACCGUCUCCUGCAAUUUCUCCCCUGGUCCAGUACGAUAGCUCGGGGAAGAAAAACAAGGAACAACAGGUUUCGCCGGCACUUAAUGGAUCAGCUUCCCCUAUGCUCCAACGGCCACCUGGUCGUCCUCAGCGAAUAGCUUCGUCGCCAGUGCUUACCAAGGGUGGACAGCCAGCUUCUGGGAGGAUUGAUGCAGCCGGCGAUGGAUACUUGAAGACGACGAAUUUUCUCAAAAGAGUAUUCACGAAUAGUGAAAUGGACUCACCAGGCAAAAGCUUCCAAGCCACUAUCUCUAGUGAGGUCGCGAAGAAGGAAGACGAGUUCUUUGAUUUUUUAGACUCUGAAUUGGACAAGAUCGAGGCGUUCUACAAGCAGAAGGAGCUAGAAGCAUCAGAGCGUCUUCAGGCACUUCGUCAACAGUUACACAUGAUGAAAGAUCAGAGAACGGCAGAAAUGCGUAAUGCAGAGCGGAUGGGGUCUACAGACACGAAAGGAAAUCAGCACGGGAACUAUCUUAGUGUGAUUCCCCGAACAAAAUGGACACAGGCCAUUGUCGGGAAACAUCACUUCGGGAAGAAUUCUCGCGCUCUGGCAAAUAUGCAAACACCGCAGGCACCAGCCGCGAUGGACGGGGAACUCGUAGCUAAUCGGCGGGACUUUGUUCGCCGACCAGAAUCCAUUCAUGUGCCCUAUCGAACUGCAAAACGGAAACUCAAGCUAGCUCUGCAGGAAUACUACCGUGGUCUGGAACUGCUGAAGGCAUACGCAUACCUCAACCGCAAGGCUUUCCGUAAGAUCAAUAAGAAGUUUGACAAGACUGUCGACGUGCGGCCUACUCUACGGUACAUGUCCGAGAAAGUCAACAAAGCAUAUUUUGUGCAAAGCGAGGUUCUUGAAGGGCACAUGAUGGUGGUUGAGGACCUUUAUUCUCGCUACUUCGAGAGGGGGAAUCGUAAGAUUGCCGUUACCAAACUUCGCGGAAAGCAACGAUCCGAUGACUAUUCGCCAAGUACUUUCCGAACAGGUUUGCUUCUUGCUGCUGGAAUCGUCAGUUGUAUCCAGGGCCUAAAACUAGCCGUUGGACUUCUGGAAGAUGCAGACAGUGUAGUGAAAGUGCAGGCUUCUUAUCUACUCCAGAUUUACGCAGGAUAUUUCUUAGUUGUUUUUCACUGCAUUUUAUUCUGUCUGGACUGUAUGAUUUGGACCAGAGCAAAAAUAAACUAUGCUUUCGUCUUUGAAUAUGAUACUCGCCACACCCUCGAUUGGCGGCAAUUGACAGAGAUACCCUCUGUCUUCUUUAUGCUUCUAGGACUCUUCAUGUGGAUCAACUUUUCAUAUGUUGACUCCAUGUUUCUAUACUACCCCGUGUUAUUAAUGUUUAUUAGUGUGGUGAUUCUUUUCCUUCCACUCAAGUGGCGCCUCUUACUUGCCGGUUUAUACCCCGUGGAAUUUCGAGAUUUCUUUCUCGGGGAUAUGUACUGUUCCCAGACGUACUCUAUGGGAAAUAUUGAACUGUUCUUUUGUCUCUAUGCCAAUUAUUGGAAUAAUCCUACGACUUGCAACUCUGGCAAUUCCAGACUACUGGGGUUUUUCACGACUUUACCAUCGAUCUGGCGUGGCCUGCAGUGCCUUCGUCGAUAUCGCGACACUCAAAACGCUUUUCCUCAUCUGGUCAAUUUUGGAAAAUACACCUGCGGCAUUUUGUAUUACAUGACACUGAGCUUCUAUCGUAUCGAUCGACAUACCCACUAUCAAGUAGUGUUCAUCAUCUUCGCUUUUAUCAACGCAGUAUAUUGCUCAAUCUGGGAUGUGGCUAUGGAUUGGAGUUUGGGCAAUUUCUAUGCGCCGCAUAAAUUCUUACGUGACGUCUUGGCUUUUCGCAAUGCUUGGUAUUACUACGUGGCCAUCGUGAUUGACGUGGUUAUCCGUUUCAAUUGGAUAUUUUAUGCAAUUUUCACCCACGAUAUCCAGCAUUCGGCUUUUCUCAGCUUUGCAGUCAGUCUCACGGAGAUUUUCAGAAGAGGAGUUUGGACAAUUUUCCGGGUAGAGAAUGAACAUUGCACAAAUGUCAACCUGUUUCGCGCUCUGCGGGACAUUCCUCUGCCGUAUCAGUUGGAGGAGAGUACAUUGGUGGAAGAUAUCGGCGAUCACCCGUCGCCCGAACAGAGACCGGAAAGAGACGUGGAGAGAGAACGGGAGGGAAUUUACAGAGGGGAUGGCCCGAACGAUCCCACUCCGUUUCGGCCUUCCUCAGCUGGGAUUGACGUCGAUAUUGAGUCCGCGAUGCUGGCUGGAAAGACACCGACACUACGUGCUCGCCGUCCAGGCGUAAGCGAGACAAUAUCUCGGUUUGGAACGUUGGUGGCUACAGCGCAUUCUCAUGACUUUCAGCGCAGACGCCGUGUGGAUCCUCUGUCUGGGGAGGCCACCAGUUCUGCAUUGCAAUACAUGGAUGACGAUGACUCGACAGAUGAGGAAGACGAAAACGAUGCGAAGCCCUCAUCUCGCAAUACGGAAAUGUUCUCGGACUCCCAGCUGCCCGAUCACAACUCGAAUCUAGACAACAGCCACAAUAGGGACAAAUGA